AUGGGCCACUGUACGGCCUCCUCAUGCUGCUGCCAGGCUCCGUAAUCUGCCAUGGGCUCCCGUGUACCGACUCUCAAUGCUGCUGCACAGGUCCCCGUAAUCUGUCAUGGGCCACCUGUACCGCCUCCUCAUGCUGCUGCCAAGGGUCCAUGAGUGUGUCAAUGGGUCCCUGUACGGCCUCCCUUUGCUGCUGUCUCCAUCGCCACACUCUGCCAUUGUGCCACUUUCAGGUCUCCUCACACUGCUGAGUGGGUUCCAUUUUGUCAUAGGUGUGCUGUAUGGCCUCCCUCUGCUUGCUGCACUGCCUCCACCGCCACACUGUUGGCUCUACACACUCUGGGUUUUGGAACCACGGGGCGAAUGCCCAAAAUGUGUGAAGUGUGACGGUGAUCUUUAGUAUGGACGGCACUCAUCAGUUGCUAUGCAUACUCUCUGACACUAAACGACAUGUUUUAUUUCAGGUCUUCCCCAGCACAGACUUCCAUGGGCAUUUUAUUUAUAAGGUACAGUGUUAUGCACAUAAUAUAA
Staurois parvus is the source of this 528-nucleotide messenger RNA. Lineage: Eukaryota; Metazoa; Chordata; Amphibia; Anura; Ranidae. The record is from the annotation of a GenBank genome assembly.